GAGGAUUGAGGUUGAAGAGAUUGCAAGGUUGAGGGGGGGUUAGGAGGGUGUAGGAGAGGGGUAAGACAGGUGUGAGAGGGGGUUGAGAAGCAGGUAACCCUGUCCACUAUCCACUAGUCCGGUUGCAGACGUCGUUGCAAGACCAGCACCUCCUCCUCCUCCUCCCCCCUCUCUCAACAUGCAAAUUGCAGUCGUGGCUGUGGUAUUGCUGGCCGUGGCUGUGGGUAUGGGCGUGGGCGUGGGCGUAGUUGGCGACUCUCCCCUCUACACACAGUCCCUGGAAGAAACUUUCAACGAUCGUGCAACUGUUGAAAGCAUAAUUGAUUGCUUCCUAGAGAAGAUCACUUGCUCGCCUCAACAACAGAAAAUCAAAGAACGAGCCUACGCAGCCAUGAGGAACCUAGGCACCUGCCCUAGGUCGUUAUGUACACCUAAGCAGCAACAGGAGAUAACUAGAUCAAUGGAAUUAUUGCAACAAAAACAUCCUGACUUGUUCCUGCAGCUUAUUGCAUCAAUCUUUGGGAUCGACAUUAGUUAAAUUGUAAUUAUUAUUGAUUUAAAAAUUAUUUUUGUAAUGUAUUUAUCUUGGUUUUUACGUAAUUUCGAAAAAAAAGGUUUCUAUAUAUUUAUAGUUAAUUUUCCAAAAAUUAAGACAACCUCUUUUAAUGUCAAAUUUUAUGUGUGUAUAUUAAUGUAAAAAUUAGUUUGUCAUAUUUCAAAAUAUUUUUUAUAAAUAAUGUUACUAGAAAAAUAUAAAAAAAUAGUUAUUUAGAUAUUCAAAAUUUUAUUUUACUUUUUUUUUAAAAAAUUCGAGUUUGAAUAAAAAAAUUUUU
This is a messenger RNA of Cherax quadricarinatus, 833 nucleotides long. RefSeq lists its product as uncharacterized. The record is from RefSeq and is a predicted model, not a curated record. Lineage: Eukaryota; Metazoa; Arthropoda; Malacostraca; Decapoda; Parastacidae.